This is a messenger RNA of Chaetomium globosum CBS 148.51, 1461 nucleotides long. RefSeq lists its product as uncharacterized. NCBI's taxonomy places the organism in Eukaryota, Fungi, Ascomycota, Sordariomycetes, Sordariales, Chaetomiaceae. Gene Ontology annotation, cellular component: cytoplasm. Gene Ontology annotation, molecular function: metal ion binding; heme binding; indoleamine 2,3-dioxygenase activity. The record is from RefSeq and is a predicted model, not a curated record. The coding region runs from base 1 to 1461 and encodes 486 amino acids. Gene Ontology annotation, biological process: 'de novo' NAD+ biosynthetic process from L-tryptophan. The transcript has 3 exons.
AUGUUUGACAUCGUCGGUUUCAUCAUUCUUUCCGCUCUUGGGAGUUUCUUCACAGCUCUUGCUGCCUCACCCAAGAAGCAGUUGAAACUCUGGUUCCUCGCGUCAUCAAAGACCAUCCAUGACGAACCGCAGCCUUUCUCCGUUCCUGGCGUAGAGAAGUCUGACGAUGCCAAACUUCUUCAGGAGAUCAACAAUAUGGCCGACUGCCAUGAGACGGCGGCUCUCCUGGCGGACUUGAUUCGCAAGGACGGCGCUGGCUGCUGGCCACCACGGGCCGAGCAUGACCACACGGCAUGGCCAGCGGCUCUUCGCCCGUACCGGGAGAUCUACGAAGAGGUGGCGCCUCUGCUGCCCACAGAGCACGUCUCCCUUGACGACGAAGUCAACAAGGCACGCAUCACCAGCUUCCGUACUCGCCUUCAGCAGCUGCUCCACGAACGGGUCGACCUUACCCAGGUAGAAGCACUCCUUGCAGCAGCAGAUGCCGGUCGAUGGGACGUCUUCCCCCGCGACACCUACAACGCCUUCUACGCCUGCGUCGCCUGGUGCCGACACGCCUACCGAUGGGCCACCAUCCCCGUCGUCCGCCUCGCCCAACUCGAAAAGACCCUCCCCCUGCCACAGGAACUCAGCCUCCCCUGGAGCUACCUCCAGUCCCACUUCGGGCUGUGCUCCGAAUCCGGCAACAACACCUCCAACCUGGUCCUCAACUUCACCCCCUCCGACACCUACGCCCUACAAAUCAACCCCGGCCUCUCCCAGCGUGUCACCACCUCGGAGGAGGCCUUCGCGCGCGUGUUCCACGAGGUCGAGGUGCUGGGCCUGCCGGUGUACCAUGCGGUGGUAUCCGCCGUGCUGGCGCACGCGCGCGGGGACAUGGUGGGUUGUCUGGUGCAGGCGCGGCGCGUGGCGGCGCAGCUGCGGCCGCUGCUGAGUAGCUACUAUGACCGGGUGCAUGAUGCGAGGAUUGCGAAGUCGGCGUGGCUGUCCCAUGUGCAGGGUUUCUACGCAUGGGGGUUGGGGUUGGAGGGGGAGGGAGAGAGGCAGCAGGGGGGGAAGGAGGUGGUCAAGUUUGAUGGGUUGAGUGGGAAUCAGGUGUUGUUGUUUCAGGUGCUGGAUGCGUUUCUGGGGAUUGAGCCGUACUUGUCGGAGGAGAAUCUGAAUAGGAACGUGCCGGAGAAGCAGAGGGUGUUUUGCAGGGCGGUGGAGAGGCAUUCGUUUCGGAGCCGUCUUAGGAGUGAUGGGGUGGAGGGGCAGAUCAGGGGGGAGUUGGGGGAGAUUGUGAAGAGGUUGAGGUUGUUCCGGACAGCUCACAGGUCCCGGGCAAAGGCCUACUUGUCACAACCUGCCCCUGAACGACUGCCGAUGACGGCGGGCAAAUCGCUACUCAAGGAGGAUAUGGACCAAAGUCUGGAGUACCUUGAUGAGUUCAUGGUCGGCAGAUUGGCCCAAACUGUCUAA